Molecule: messenger RNA, 2073 nt
Organism: Amphibalanus amphitrite
Lineage: Eukaryota; Metazoa; Arthropoda; Thecostraca; Balanomorpha; Balanidae
Exons: 2
Coding region: 38-940 (300 amino acids)
Source: RefSeq, a predicted model, not a curated record
GCAUUUAAACUCGCUUCAUCCGACACUCCGCUUUACCAUGGAGCAUUCCGGUACAAAGUCGGGUGUGGCCUUCCUAGAUACCUUAGUGACAGUAGUGACCCAGGGCCAGGUUACGAAGAUUGAAACGGAACUUUACAUAAAACCUACGAACUCAGGGAUCAUCCUGCACUAUAAAUCAGCCCACCCGAAGUCUACUAAACAAAACAUAGUCCGUAGUCAGUUUCGGCGAGCGAUCAGGAACUCUUCGAGCAGUGCUAAAGAGAGGGCGAGUAUAGACAAGAUUUGGACAUUGUUGGUUCAAAAUGGGUACCCAGAGAAAGUUCUUAGAAGGCUCUUGUGGGAGGUCAAACAGCAAGGGUCCAGAUCCAGGAUGGGUAAAGUUAGUCGAGACAAGGGCGAAGAUGGCUUCUUAUGUUUACCGUACAUAGAUGAAGAACUGCUAUGCAAAAUUCAAAGUAAAGUUAGGAAAUCUGGCUUAGCUGUCAGGAUAGCAUGGAGGAACCCCCAAAAGCUACGAAACAAACUGGUUAGAUCAUCACUAUCUAAACCUAUCUGCCCUGGAGGCCCACGAUGCAACAUGUGUAAAUCAGAUUUUUCAGGUGAUUGUACACAGAAGAACGUCGUCUACAGGCUAAAUUGUAAGUUGUGUGAAGGAAAGGGUGACGACGGCACAUAUAUUGGCGAGACAAAACGACCUGUUCGACUAAGAUUUAACGAACAUUUACGAGACGCCUUGAGCGCAUCCGAAGGGACCCCGAUGGGAGACCACUUCCGUGAGCACCACCCCGGCGCGCCGCUAAACAAAUCAUCCCUUCCUCUUCAGGUUCGCGUCCUUUAUCGCUCCAAAGACCACCCGGACAGAAAAAUCGCAGAAUCCCUACUUAUAAAAGCAAACCGCCCGCACAUAAACUCAAAUCUUUCGUCGUGGCCAAUCAUGUAAGCGCCUGUAUCAUGUGUAUCUUGUGAGCGUGUAGCCUUUUCAACUCAAUCGAUUAAUAUGUGUAUGUGUAUAUUAUUUUGUUAUGUGUGUGAUGUACAUCGGCGUUAGUGUACAUACCUUCCAUACGAUGUGUGUUUGACAGCUACGUGUACAAUUGUAUAUUAUGUAUGUUACGUACAUCGGACACUAUGUAGACAAUCGGUCUAUCAAAUAGUUUGCCCUUAUGAGUAGCGCCUUUCCUAAAAUAUCACGAUCUUCGGUUUUUGAAAAAUGGCAGACAGAUUAUUCACAGGAUCGUCUUUUAACAUUGUUAUCACGUUGGUUUGAUAAAGGCCAGUGGCCGAAAGCUCACCGUUUUUUAAAAUAUAUUAUUCGGCUUUUUACAUUUUUGAUGUCGAGGAAAAGGUCAACUUCUUUUAUUUAUCUAAUUAUAUUCGAAAUGAGUUCUCAUUCCAUCCGCUCAAUUCAAACGAAUGCUCCGUCCUUCUCUAGGUUUGCUCAUUCCCGGAGCUGUCCCAUAUGUCGCCUCAGAGUGGACAAAUGACAGUGGACACUCUGGCACAUUUGUCGGGUGUGCGUUCGUGCGUCUUGUCACUUGCUAAUACUGCACUGUCUCCCCGCCACGGCUCAUUUACUCUCCGCAUAUGUGAAGUCAAGCGAAUAGACUGAGCGUUGGGAGCGCUGCGGUCUUCAGUGAGAGAUAUGCGGAGACGGCCAGGUGGUUGACGAGACGAUCUGAAGCCAUCAGGAAGACAAGAUCUCGGGCCGGGCAGUUUCGAUGUCGAGUGGAUCUUACUGGAAUGCGGACUGGCCGGUGCUUGUGCCCGGUGGGACCGGAAUUUAUGUUCUGAAGGUGACGCGUUCGACACUCUAACCGAGAACAUUGAUCGAGCUACCGUCGAACUUGUGUCAUCGGACACUUGUUUGACCCCCUGACCUGAGGGAUUUAACCUGAGAACACCACAUCUACCUUGCCGCUAGAAUUUCUCGUUCAGCACUCGCAGCUAAUGUUGCUGUUCUUCGUUGCCAUCACUACUGAUGUUUUUACCGCACUGUCAUAAGACCUUGUUAUCGAUAUGGGGCUGCCGUCCGGAUCUCGGCGGUAUUACCACCAACGCACCUAAAUACAAGCC